Messenger RNA from Lactuca saligna, 1461 nucleotides. Lineage: Eukaryota; Viridiplantae; Streptophyta; Magnoliopsida; Asterales; Asteraceae. The record is from the annotation of a GenBank genome assembly.
AUGAAGCCUAUUCAAGAACCAAUUGUGUCGGAUGUUCAAAAGGAGGUGGUACCUUCGAAAUCUGGAGUUUUAAAACGCACGAAGAGGCCAACACAUAGGCCUCAUCACUCACCAGAGCCAAGGAUGGUUAUUGAAGAUGUUCCAGAGAAGUCUAUAUCUUUGCCCAAAGGGACUUUCAUUUUUAUAUCAAAUAGGAUUCGUAAACCACAACUAACUCGUAAAGAUGUUGGUUCUCAGUCUCCACUUCGCAAUGACACCAUUGGCUUCUAUUCACCUUCAUCUAUCCCUGAGAAGACAAUUGUCAUACCACCCGAAGUCUCAAUUGCUGAAUGCAUUUCAGAGGAGGUUCGCACUUCAGGAAUCCCUACAAGCAUAUCUAAUAUGGAUGCAAAUGUCAACCUGGAUGAUGGGAUAUCGACUCACGAAGCCCAAGGUGAAAAAUCCAUUCCUGAUGCUAGUCAAGAUGGUGAUGAGUUCAUGGUCUCCUUUACUGAUAUGCAAUUCGAUCCAGAAGAGGAUAAUAUUCUAGAUCAUAUGCUCAUGUAUGGUAAGCAAUUCAAGAUUUUAAAUCGCAAGCUCAGUUCAUUACUACAGCUUCAGGUUGACUCUGGAAGACAAAAUGUUGUGUUUGGGAUUGAAAUCGAUGUUUUGCUCAAAGCUCAAGAGCAUCGUUUGAAAAACAAUAAUGUUAGGAAAGUAAAGGAGGAUGUAAAUUUCAAAGUUGCCGAUAUUCGUACUGAGAUGAACAAGGAGGUGCUUACACUUGAUCAACAUUAUUCCAAUCUUCAUACGAAUGUUGAUAUAAUUGUUUAUGCUGUCAAGAAGGUUUUUCAGUUCUAUAAUUCGCUUAUCAUCAAGGUUGAUAUGAAGUCAAAGGCUGAUUCUACAGUUUUUGCCAAGCUGGAAGACUUAUUGGGGAGUUUGAAGGAAUACUUGUCCAUGUUUGAGGCUGAAGUUGCUCCUUUAUUACGAUUGUUGAAUUUGUUUCCAACCGAUGCCCCCCUCCCUGUGUCUCAUGUGGUGCAAGGGGUAGAAAGGGGAGUUGCCAUAGGCUCUUUGGAAGUUUCUGGUACUGGUUCAUCAAAAGAUGUUGAUGGUGAAAAAGUUGUUGGGAAAGUAUUUAGUACACAAAUUCCAACUUCGUUUCCUACUUUAUUGUCAACAACCUCAACAACUAUGACUUCAAGACCUUUAACCAAGGAUAUUGUCAUGUGUUCAUCUGGUGGAGUUUUGAUUUCAAAACCACCAAUUUCAAAAGAAGAGAGAGGUAAUAAAGGGAAAGUGGCUGAUUUUCCAUUGAUGAACAAGAACGACCUCAUCAAUGUUGCAAGGAUUUUAAGCUCUGUAGAUGCAUCGAAAUUACAAAUCAAUAACAAGGAAGACUUCUUCAUUGGAUUUUCUCAUAUCAAGUUGUUUAUAGACAACUAUUAUGAUUGUCUAGCCUUGAACGAUGUGGAGUAG